UACCUAGGAUGGCUUGAGGACUUCAACACGGGGUUCAGAAAGAAGAAGUGGACAGGACGGUGAUAUUACAACAGAGGGGAGGAGGACAAAAAAAAAGAGAAAGGAAAGCCACGUCUCGUGAGAACCACUUCUUCACCAUGACUGUUCCUACGGCAAAGAAGAUACUGAUGGUGCCUAUGGUGGUUGUGGCGUUUUUGUCUCCAUGCCUUGGGAUGAGCAACGAAGUGGAUUAUGGGAACUGGAACUACAGAGAAGGAGCGGAGAAUGUGAACGUGGCUAACAUACGCAGCGUGACUCGAGUGCUGGACGCCUGGGGCAAACGCAUAUUCAAAGAUAUCAAGACUCUCUUACACUCACAGCCCAAUGCCCUUCUGCCAGACUACUCCAGGGUUCGUCCUCUCUCGGAGUCCCUAAAUGAUCUCUUCAGAGAAGUCUCCCACUUACAGAGGCGCAUCACAGACCUUAACAAUCGCCUAGCAACCCUGGAACCCUUCCUCCGUCAUCAUGGCUACCGAGAGGAGGGUGAGGAAGGAGGAGAUGGCAAGGAACUGGCUCCUCAGAGUGUGAAAGGAAUGGGACAGAGUCAAACAAAGUAUCCACGGCGGUACAUGGUUCGAGUAGUCCGUCCUGUGAAGAGGGUGGUGAGAACCAGACGAGUGAAAGUGUUUAAAAAUGCAAACGGAAGGGUCAAAGCAAGUGAAAGUGAGAGGUAGAGGCAGGUAAAAGAUUUGCAAAUAUUAUAAUCAAACAUAUUAAUGUUAUUCAUUAAAUACCCUUUAUACUGGGGAUAAAACAAUUCACAUAUAGACAUGUUAGUAUACUAUAUAAACCUACAUUCGUCAUCUUUUGUCUGUAUUCCUUCAUGUUUGGGUCUCAAAGGUGCGAUUAAAGUUCCCUGGCAGAAAGACAAAUGUUGGGAAUGUGGAUUGUGGAAAACCUUCCCAGCAGGAUAAUGAAAAAAACAACAACCUUGAGAGUAAAAACAGACACUCUAGCUUUUUCCAAACAAAGCUAAAGCUAUACAAUCAGUUAUUAUUUUCUGUGGAGAAUCUUUAGUUGAAUCUUUUGUAUACAGAGCCAUUUGUGUGACCGGAAUAAAAUCAGGUGAAUAAAUUCUCAUACUUUAAAAUAUAA
This is a messenger RNA of Megalobrama amblycephala (Wuchang bream), 1134 nucleotides long. RefSeq lists its product as uncharacterized. The coding region runs from base 138 to 713 and encodes 191 amino acids. The transcript is spliced from 5 exons. Lineage: Eukaryota; Metazoa; Chordata; Actinopteri; Cypriniformes; Xenocyprididae. The record is from RefSeq and is a predicted model, not a curated record.